Paramecium tetraurelia is the source of this 1179-nucleotide messenger RNA. RefSeq lists its product as uncharacterized. The record is from RefSeq and is a predicted model, not a curated record. The transcript has a single exon. NCBI's taxonomy places the organism in Eukaryota, Ciliophora, Oligohymenophorea, Peniculida, Parameciidae.
AUGAAAAAUUUCCUUAUAUUCAUUGCAUCACUUAGUUAGGUGCUCAGUUAAACUGCAAAUUGUGUAGGAAUGAAUUCGGCCACAUGUGCAACUAAUUCAGGCUAUUGUUAUUGGACAGGUAGUGCUUGUUAAUUGGCAGAAUGCCAUAAAGUUACUGAUGUAAGGGCUUGCAGAUCUUCCACAAGUGGAUAUCUGGCGACUUAAAGUAAAUGCAAAGAAAUAACUACGGUCGAUCCAAAUUUUCUGAAUUAAUGCAUGGAAAACGAUUAGACUACUAUGAUGUAUGCUUAUGCAAGAUUCCCUACAGAUAUUACUUAAUUAUAUUCAACAAAAACAACAAGUGGCUAUUUGGUGACUACCAUAAUGACUGCUAAGUACACCUCAUAAUAUAAAUAUGAAAUAUUAACAGUGAACAUUUUGACAGCCUCUUCAGCAGAAUUGUUGAAUAUUAUGAAUGCCUAUGUGUAGAUGCAAUAUGAUCUGGUUGACCCAGAGAUUCACCCAUAAUAUUUGGAGAAAGCUAUCUACGAAUCCAUGCAAGCAAUUAGAGAUGAUGUCACAUUGACUUUUUCUAGUACACCCAAUAAAAAACAAGAUUAUUACACUGUGUUAUGGAGAAUGACAGAUGCCUACUUUCUAAAAUUAAGAUCAUAUCAGCCUUUCUACAUAUCUAAUAAAUAUUUAAUCAAUUUUGGGUUUGCACACUUCAAUCGUAUCACUAUUACAUUAACAUCAUAAUUACAAUCUACUUAAAUAACUUGGACUACUUAUGCCGAUAAUGGAUACUUGGAAUUACUAGUCAUUCCUGCCGAAUAAUUUGGAAUUUUAGGUUCAUUGUCUGAUAUCAUAAUAAUUAGACCCUCAAAACUUGAUGGCAGUGACGCAUCGCUUUCUUUCACUAUAAGAUGGUUAUGGUCUUACGAUGGUACAUAACCAUAGAGCAGUGCUAAUUUAUAUUCACUUGAUAAGAUUGAGAUGAACAGUUUCUCUAGCGUAAUGACAGCGGGUUGUGUUACAGGAUCAAAAUAUUGCUAAACUGGAACUAUAACUCAAUCCACCACAAAAGCUUAUAUGAUAGGCGCAAGCUCAUUUCCUUCUUAAGUAAGCACAAGCAGAUAUUACUCAAGGUGCAGAUUAGGACGUUUUACAUGGACUGGAUCUUCAAAUUCUUGUGCUUGA